GAACACUGUUGCUCUUAGCGGAUGGAGCCAGAGGAGUUACAAGCUAAACCUUGAUUGCCGGGAUCUGUGAGGAUUCAGCAUGGGAUGUCUCUACUGUUUCCUGGGAUUUCUGCUGCUGGCUGCAAGACUGCCACUUGACGCUGCCAAACGCGUUCAUGAUGUGCUGAGCAAUGAAAGACCUUCUGGUUAUAUGCGGGAGCACAGGCAAUUAAAUGGCUGGUCAUCAGAUGAAAACGACUGGAAUGAAAAACUCUAUCCAGUGUGGAAGAGGGGAGACUCGAGGUGGAAAAACUCUUGGAAAGGAGGCCGUGUGCAGGCACUUCUGACCAGUGAUGCACCAGCACUGGUGGGCUCAACUAUAACAUUCGCAGUGAACCUGGUAUUCCCCAGAUGCCAACAGGAAGGUGCCAGUGGCAACAUAGUCUAUGAGAAGAACUUCAGAAAUGAUACUGGUCCAUCUCCUGACCCACAUGUUUACAACUGGACAGCAUGGACAGAGGACGGUGACUGGGGAAAUGGCACCAGACAAGGCCAUCACGGGAAGCCUUUCCCUCACCCCCGAAAAUGGAAUUUCGUCUUUGUGUUCCACACACUUGGUCAGUAUUUCCAGAAACUGGGACAGUGUUCAGUGAGAGUUUCUAUAAACACAGCCAAUGUGGCUCUUGGCCCUCAAAUCAUGGAAGUAACUGUCUAUAGAAGAUACCGACGGGCGUACGUUCCCAUAGCAAAAGUGAAAGAUGUGUAUGUGGUAACAGAUCAGAUUCCUGUAUUUGUGACUAUGUCCCAGAAGAACAAUCGAAAUUCAUCUGAUGAAACCUUCCUCAAGGACCUCCCCAUUACGUUCGAUGUCCUGAUUCAUGAUCCCAGCCACUUCCUCAAUGAGUCUGCCAUUUACUACAAGUGGAACUUUGGGGAUAAUACUGGUCUGUUUGUUUCCAACAAUCACACUUUGAACCACACCUAUGUUCUCAAUGGAACCUUCAGUCUCAACCUCACUGUGCAAGCUACAGUGCCUGGACCUUGUCCUUCACCUUCACCCAGACCUCCAAAAACCACCACUUCUUUGGACUCUCCAGUACCUGCUGGUGACAAUGCCCUGGAGCCGAGCGAGAUUCCUGAUAAAAACUGCCAUAUUAACAGAUACGGCUACUUUAAAGCCACCAUCACAAUUGUAGAGGGAAUCCUAGAGGUUAACAUCAUCCAGGUGACAGACAUCCUGAUGCCCGUGCCACAGCCUGACAACCCCCUGGUGGAUUUCGUCGUGAACUGCCAAGGGAGCAUUCCCACAGAGGUCUGUACCGUCAUCUCUGACCCCACCUGCCAGGUCACUCAGAACACAGUCUGCGACCCUGUGAACAUGGACCUGGGCGAUAUGUGCUUGCUGACAGUGAGAAGAGCCUUUGGUGGGUCUGGGACAUACUGUAUGAACCUGACUCUGGGUGAUGAUGCAAGCCUGGCCCUCACGAGCACCCUCGUCUCUAUCCCUGGAAGAGACCCAGACUCCCUUUUAAGAAUGGCAAAUGGUACCCUGGUCUUCUUCGUUGGCUGCAUGGCCAUAUUUGUCACUGUGAUCGCCCUUUUGGUGUACAAAAAACACAAGGAAUACAAACCAAUAGAAAACAGCACUGGGAUCGUGGUCAGAGGCAAAGGCCUGAAUGUUUUCCCCAAUUGUGCAAAGAUGCUCUUCCCUGGAAACCAGGAAGAAGAUCCACUGCUCAAGAAUGAACCGGGAAUUCUUUAAAUCUUCUGCCUUACUUCUGACCAACAGCUCACUCUUCAGCGCCAUUUAUGUCAGCUAUGCUAGAGUGGAUGACGAUUAACUUUUUAAAAAUAUUAUCGUAAAAUAUAUAUUGUGGUUUAGGGAGGUCCAAUUUUUAUUAUAGGUUAAAUGACAUUUUAGAGAGGUGGAGGGGAAUUAAACUACGCACAGCCUCACCCAUGUUAUAUUAACUGAUAAAACCAGUUAGCAGCAUUUUCUUUAGUGAUGGUUUGUUUCACUUAUAAUGUCUUAGGUGAUUAGUAGGAUAGAUACACUGUAUCCAGAGUAGCAGAAGAAGGUACUUUCGUUAGAGUCUGACCUAGGUUAACUGGAAGGAGAGGCUGGACGUGUUCUAGCUUUCCAUAUGACCAUAUGCAUAAAACCAGUGUAUUCCUGUUCUGAAGGUCAUGUUCCAAGCCACCUGAAUCCUAUGUCAAUGAACAUGCAUGAGCUCCCAACAGAGCACUAACAGGUAAGCCUUUAGUAGGCUCCGCAUGCUUGUUAUACUAAAAAAUAAUACUAAUCUAAUAAAUGAUUGUGAAUAUGUUUGUGACCACCUGCCGAGCCCAAAUGUGUAAAGGAACGGUACUCAUUCAUUCAUUUUUCCCAUGGACAUUUAUGUAGCACUUUCUGUAUACCAGGCAUGUUGCUAAGUACAUGGCCCUGUACUCAGAGUGUUGACAUUCUUGUGGAUAUAUCUGAAUUUCUGUGCACUCUGGCGCCACAGUUGAAAAUUAUAGUUGAAAUUAUAUAUUAUGAUUUUCCAAAAAAGGAGGCCCCUGGUUUUCCUACUGGUUUCUCUAUUCAAAUGAUACAGAAACUUAAUCACCAAAGAUGUUACUUUCAUUUGUAACUGAAGCUACUCUGUGUCAGUCAUGACAUUUUUCUUCUCCUUCCUGGAAAAUAAAGUAUGAAAAUUA
Messenger RNA from Delphinapterus leucas (beluga whale), 2679 nucleotides. It is a transcript of the gene GPNMB, whose product is annotated as glycoprotein nmb. Lineage: Eukaryota; Metazoa; Chordata; Mammalia; Artiodactyla; Monodontidae. Gene Ontology annotation, molecular function: integrin binding. The record is from RefSeq and is a predicted model, not a curated record. Gene Ontology annotation, cellular component: plasma membrane. Gene Ontology annotation, biological process: cell adhesion.